UCUCCAGCACCAAGUCCACAACAUACAACGCACAACUUACAGAAUGACAUGCAUUCACGGCUCGAAAUGUACGCAUCGCGAUUAGCACAAGUGGAGUAUGGCUCACGUAAUAAUUCAACACCCGACAGUGAUGAUGAACAUCAACUAAUCGCACAAUAUUGUCAAACACUCCCGACUAAUGAUAGCAACGGAGGACCGAAGUCUCCAUUACAAGUGAUGGCCGCCGUUGAUGCAUUAGAACAAAGAGAGGAAUUGGAAGCAAUCAUUCAAGAUUUGGAAGAAGAGAAUGCUACACUUCAAGCCGAAUACGAUCGAUUGCGUUCAAAACAAACGCCAACUUCAACUCCAGACGACACUCAGAAUACGAUUGGAAAUGCGAGCGGAGGACAAGAUCUUAUGGCUGAAGCGAAACUGCUGCGUCAACACAAAGGACGCCUCGAAGCUCGUAUGCAAAUUCUUGAAGAUCAUAAUCGACAGCUGGAAGCACAAUUGAUGCGAUUAAGACAACUAGUCGAUGAACCGAGUGUAUCAAGAGCAUCGACACUUCAAACCAGAUCUGUUACUGCUUCCCAGUUGAAUACGGAGUCUCCCGCAAAGAUGCAGCAGAAUGGUCACUAUGAACAACAUACGA
Molecule: messenger RNA, 631 nt
Organism: Sitodiplosis mosellana (orange wheat blossom midge)
Lineage: Eukaryota; Metazoa; Arthropoda; Insecta; Diptera; Cecidomyiidae
Product: dystrophin-like
Biological process (GO): synaptic signaling
Cellular component (GO): plasma membrane
Molecular function (GO): zinc ion binding
Source: RefSeq, a predicted model, not a curated record